Messenger RNA from Chara braunii, 3230 nucleotides. The record is from the annotation of a GenBank genome assembly. Lineage: Eukaryota; Viridiplantae; Streptophyta; Charophyceae; Charales; Characeae.
GGAUGUAUCUGGUCGACAUUAGGUCCAAGAAUCACACCAUAAAAGGCCCUAGUGUGACCUCGCCCUUAAUGAAUGUUGCAUUUGAGACAAACGCGACUGAUUCAAAAACACACAAACGCCGACCCGCGUAGCUAUUUGUCUCUCAAAAUUUUCAAAAUAUAAAAGUUCCAAACUCAAUUCCAAUACUCUUGUCAACAACCUCCAAAAUUCAGGCUACUCUUCUCUCUCUCUCUCUCUCUCUCUCGCAAAUCCUCAAAUACUAAACGGAAAAAAAAAGAUUCAAUUCAUCUCCAGAAGAGAAGGAAUCUUUGCCUCACAGGAAUCACGCAUCUCUCCGCCCUCAAAAGAAAAAAGAAUAAAAAAAGAGGAUCUUUAGAGACCACUCCGGCUGCUUUUGCUUUCCCCAAAAGAAACAAACGCCCAUCCUCUAACGUAACCUGACGUGUAAUCGCCGCUUUCAAUCGCGUAACCUAACCUGAUUUAACGUAAACGUCAACACAACUGCACUCAACUACCACCAUGCACGAAGAAACGAACAGAUUUCAAUCAAUCUGUUCAUCAUUUAAUGUCUAAGUAGAAACAAUAAGAGUCAUUUCAAAACUAAUUACAACAAAGUCCACAGCACCAGCUCCUUUCUGGGCGAUGGCCAUGGCAAGGAUCAUCGUGACGAUGGCGAUGGCGAUGGCGAUGGCGAUGGCUAUGGCGAUGGCGAUGGCGAUGACGAUGGCGAUGGCCUUAGUUAAUCAGUAACCAUAGAUGAUUCAACACCAAGUGAAUCGACUUCCAUGCACACACAGGAUGACACGGCGGCCAUUAAGCACCCUCUGCCCCGUGCCGUCUGUCCAACACAACCAAAAAAAAAAAAAAAAAAAAAAACACGAUACAAGAAACAGAUAAAAGAAACCAAGGAUCUAGGGCAAUAUCUCUCUGGUUCUCAUGUAUGUUUUUCUUGUCUGAACAUAAAACGCUGCUAAGCGUUCCGCGACCUUCUUGUUCUACAUCUUCAUCAAACCGUUUCACACAGAAGUUAAAGAAAGAGUGGUCACACCCCCUCUUCUCCCCCCCCACUACCCUACCGAAUAUUUUCUGGCUAUGGUGGGGCCCUUCUUCUUCUUCGUCUUCUUCGUUAGACCCCGUCAUUUGGUUCUCCCCAUCGUCCAUGCUUCUUAUCCCUCUUUUUUUGAUUGGCUCGAUUUCACCGCAGAACGGUCUUUCGCCGACGCAGCGCACCCUCAUCACGUAUGUACUCUAGCUAUCUUUCCGGUCAAAUACGUCCAUAAUGAGGGUGCGUUGUGUUCGGUGGAAGACGGUAGCCAUUUGCACCACGCCAAUCAAUUGCUCUUCGUUUCUUUGCCACGUGGCAUUAACCCCGUUGUGCCCCUUUCGCUCCCCCGUUUGCUCCGUCGAUGAGCAGAACCACCUCCCUUUUCCUUCGCUGCCACGUGGCGUAACUAUGGUCGACAGUCAGAUCGGGACCGCGCCAAUACCGCAAUGUGGCCGGCAGGAGGAGAGAACGCUCGCAUCGCCAUCGAUGGGCAGAAGAAAGCCACGUGGCUCUCUAAUGAUUGGAUUCCCCAAUUAUUUGUCGUCUAAGUGCAGAGCCGGGGUCGGACAACAUCCACGUGACGUGAAGAAGUGGUUCGUCGUCUGGCAGUCCGACUCGGAGGCGAACCGCAAUUUCCGAGCGAGAGCGCAAGACGCCGAUGAUGCGGUUCCAGUCCGUCAGUCAGUCCGUCCUGUUCCUGGUCCCGGUCUCGUUUCUGUUCCUGGUCUUGCUCCAGCUCCUGCUCCUGUUCCUGGUCUUGUUCCAGUUCCAGCUCCUGUUCCUGGUCUUGUUCCACCUCCUGGUGUUCCUGGUCUUGUUCCAGCUUCCAGCUCUUGCUGCUGUUGUUCCUGGUCUUGUUCCAGUUCCUUGCUCCUGUUCCUGGUCUUGUUCCAUUUCCUUGCUCCAUUUCCUUGCUCCUGUUCCUGGUCUUGUUCCAGCUCCCGGUGUUCCUGGUUUGUUACUCUUCCUGUUCCUGGUUUGCUCCCGUUCCUCGUCCCUGCUUCUGUUCCUGGUCCCGAUCGUGCGGAUUCCUGUUCCAGCUCUAGCCCUGUACGUUUGCCUGCUCCUGCUCCUGCUCCUGCUCCUCUUCUCGCUGAGCACGCGCUGUGCCGUCUGCGAGGCCACCCGUAAUCCCUAUGCGCCUAUCGCGGAGCACGCGCUGUGCUGCCUGCGAGGCCACCUGUAAUUCCUGUGCGCCUAUCCGCCUGUCCGCCUGCUCGCCCGGUGAUGCGGUUUAUAUCAUGAAGGUAGACGCCCAGUCACGUCCUGAUCUCACCGGCCCGGUGGUUUCAGGAUUUUUUGUUGUUUUAUUUUUGGUUUUAUUUUAUUUUAUAACCAGAAUCCCUUUCUUUCGAGUAGUCUAAGGGUGAAUUUAUUCAGUCUUCUUUAUAUUUGCGAUGGCUCCAAUCAUCACCGUCAUCAUCAAGGUGAAUGCGUAGAAUCCCGACCUGAUAUCUUGCUGCUAAGCUUCGCUAAGCUUCGUCGCGCACAGAGAAAAUCUCUAUAAAAUCCUGCAAUCCUACAUCUUCUGCUCUCCCGUUCGUGCCUCCAAUUUUUUUGUUGACGAAUGCCAAAGAUUAAAACACAACUGGCUAUCAUCGUCCUCCGAAGGAAGACACACACACACACACACACACACACACACAGAGAGAGAGAGAGAGAGAGAGAGAGAGAGCAGUAAACAAUUAUCGCAAACGGACACCACCAUCCAUCGUGGGUCCGCUGUCAUGAAGGCCUAGGAAUGAUUGAACACAUGUUGCCAUGGUCCUGAAAUGGUGAUGAUGACGAUGAUGAUGACGGAGGUGCCGACAAUAGACUGCCAUUUAUGACGACGAUGGUGAUGGAUUCUCGCUCAGCAAGUCGGUUUAGAGAUGGCUGUAUGCCGCUCGUGCACCUAGUCCAGAUCAUAUCAAUGAUUCACUCGCUGACGUUACAGUAUAUACCCACCCAUCAUGCAUGACCUCUCGCUACGGUAAAUAUAGACAUUUUGACAGAGUCCAGGUGGCCUCUCUACGUCGCUACUAUCUAAUCACACAAACCCGAAUCCCCAUCCUCUGUCCUCUCCUCUCCUCUCCUCUCCUCUAAUGAAUCCCGCAAAAUAACUCGAGACUGCAACAACCAAUCAAGGAUUCUUUCACCUCGCAUCUAGCAGCCUGCUAAUGAUCAACAAAAAUUAACCUUGUAG